AUGGUACACUCCGCGAGCCGAGACUCUUUGUAUCAGGGCUCGGACUUCCGUUACCUCAUUGGAAUUCGCACAGCGAUGUUCCUCGUGCCUGAGCCCCGGCUACUCUUCAAGGCCCAACGAGAGACACGCACCGAUGCGGACCAGCCCUUGCAGUCCGAGACGUUGCACCGCCCGAUCCCGUGCGAAAUACUGCUGUGCCGUGCGAGUGAUUUCCCCUGCUCCUUGAACCUACUCAUCAUGGCUUCGGCGCGCAACCAGCACAGCUGCAUUGAAUCAGCGCUGGAAGUCAAGCGCCAGGAGCCAUGGGCCGGGUGCAGAGAAAGAAGACUCGUGCGGAACGCUGCACCACUGGGACUUGGAAGCUAUGGCAAGUUCACAGACGGAGUGACUUGGACCUUUCCCAUUUCGAAUGGUCUCUAUAGCAUGAGUGUCCCGUUUGUCGCCAAGUAUGCCUUUCUGGUAGGUUUCGGAUCUUCGGAAGUGCAACAGUGCAUACCUGCCGUAUACGAUAAUGUCAGCCCGUGA
Aspergillus japonicus CBS 114.51 is the source of this 525-nucleotide messenger RNA. RefSeq lists its product as uncharacterized. NCBI's taxonomy places the organism in Eukaryota, Fungi, Ascomycota, Eurotiomycetes, Eurotiales, Aspergillaceae. The transcript is spliced from 2 exons. The record is from RefSeq and is a predicted model, not a curated record. The coding region runs from base 1 to 525 and encodes 174 amino acids.